Messenger RNA from Daphnia pulicaria, 1868 nucleotides. RefSeq names its product UBX domain-containing protein 7-like. Gene Ontology annotation, cellular component: nucleus. Gene Ontology annotation, biological process: proteasome-mediated ubiquitin-dependent protein catabolic process. Gene Ontology annotation, molecular function: ubiquitin binding. The transcript has 7 exons. The coding region runs from base 93 to 1538 and encodes 481 amino acids. The record is from RefSeq and is a predicted model, not a curated record. NCBI's taxonomy places the organism in Eukaryota, Metazoa, Arthropoda, Branchiopoda, Diplostraca, Daphniidae.
UUGUUUUCGGCUGUAGAGCUGCUAGACAGCUCUCACGUAACCAGCGUUUAAGAAUAAAAUAAUCGUAACUUAAUCAUUUUAAUAUAUUCGCAAUGGAUUUAUCUGACGAUUCUUCACGAGGUUCAUCUUCGAAAUCUAGUCGAAGUAAAUCUCAAAGUGGGAGUGAAAAAAGUGCCAAGUCUAAAAGUAAAUCUUGUGUAGUAACCAGAGAGCAGAUAGAGCAGUUUUGUGCUGUCACAGGUAGCACAGAAGAUGUUGCACGAACCUUGAUUGAAGCAUGCAGGGGAAAUCUGGAGAGAGCUGUUGACAUGCAUAUGGAAGGACUUUCAGAAAAUCCUCAACCAUCAGGCGCUCAAGAAGAAGAAUAUGUCCGAGCUCCAAUACCUCAAAAGCAGGAAGUCUUGGUAGAAUCUGGAUAUGAAGGCUAUGGAUUUGGCUUCAAGGGGAAAAAGCGAAUAGUCAAAUCAGUGUUUGAUUCCUUCAGAAAUUUUGAAGUGGAAACAAAACUGCAAGAGUCCAGAUUAAGAGAAACCAAUGGCUUAGCAACACCAGUUGCCGGGGCUAGUAUGGCUGGAAAAAGGACCUUAGAAGAGCUAUUUCGCCCACCUAUAGAUAUGAUGUUCAAUGGAAACCUUCUCAAUGCAAGAGAUACAGGAAAGACAGUGAAAAAGUGGAUUAUGGUUAACAUUCAAAAUAUAUCUGAAUUCAGAUGCCAACUAUUAAAUCGCGAUGUUUGGUCUCAGAAGUCAAUCAAAAACCUUGUUCGAGAGAAUUUCUUAUUCCUCCAGUUGUAUAUGGACAGCGAAGAGGGUCAGCGAUAUAUGAAUUUCUACAAGGUUAACCAAUGGCCAUAUGUUGCCGUUUUGGAUCCCAGAACUGGAGAGUUGAUGGUCGAAUGGAAUUAUUCCGAAACUAGUGCCUAUGAGACGCUGAUUGCUGAAUUUUUGGCAACUACUUCAUGGGGAGAUGAGGAAAAAAGUGCCUGCGCUCCAUCAGAUCCCAAGAAGAGACGAGUGGAAACUAUUCUGGAUGCAAGCGAAGAUGAUCAGUUACAAGCAGCCAUCCGAGCUUCGUUAGCUGCGUCAACAGCCCAAAAUCAAAAGGCACCUGUAUCGGACGACGAGUUUCAAAGCGAUGAAGACGAGGACCAACCCACCGAGUGGUUUGACUCUGAAUCCGACAGUCGAGCUAGCGAACCACGGAAAACAGAACCCGAGCCACCACAACCGGUGGGAAAUCGUCUCGAGGCCUCCGGAACAGCAGAUGACGACUGGGAAAGGCAUUUGGGUCCCGAAGCUGAUCCAAUCUCAUCAAUUGUUUUUCGCUUUCCAGACGGUUCCAAGGAACAAAAAGCACUUCCCUGCACUUCUACUUUGAUGGCCGUAGUCAAGUAUGCAGCCCGCAAAGGAUUUCCGCGUGAUAAAUUUGAACUGAUGGCCAACUUCCCGAAGCGACUGCUCUUGACAAUGGACAGUGAAAUGACACUUAAAGAUGCUGGUCUUUUCCCGCACGACACCAUAUUUGUUCAGGCUAGAUAAUAGCUAGACAAAAUAUGUUUGUCUGUGAAAAAGACAGAAGAAACAAGACAGUGCACCAAACUACAAAAUUACAUUCGUGCGCCUCAAGCUCAAUUGUCUCAUCAUUUUUUUUUGUCUCACCCAGAGCUGUUCCUGUUUCUCCCUUUUUCCUUCCUUUUUAACUUAAUUUUAUCAAUGCUCGUCUACCUCGUGUACCCAGGUUGUGUUCGUCACAGGGUCAAGAUGGAAGAACACAAAUUUAAAUCUCAAACCUUAUGAAAAAAGCGGUUUGUAUUACCAUCAACGUGCGCCCGGAAUCGUUCAAAUAAAUACACUGCAUUUUUUUCCCUA